Molecule: messenger RNA, 3121 nt
Organism: Spirodela intermedia
Lineage: Eukaryota; Viridiplantae; Streptophyta; Magnoliopsida; Alismatales; Araceae
Source: the annotation of a GenBank genome assembly
AUGGCGGCGGGAGUAGGAAGAGUCGCCGAUCCCGCUCCCCACCGCAGCAGUGGAGUCAGAAUCAAGAAGAAGAAGAAAGAAGGGGAGGAUGGUGUAGUUGUCGUUGCAGUGCCGGCGGUGGCGGAGGAGGAGGAGGAGGAGGAGGAGAACCUGCGACAGCAGAGAAGCUCGGACCUCCUCGUGGUUGCUCCUCCCAUUUCGGCGUCUUCUCGUCCUCUGGCGCCCUCCGCUCCUCCUCGCUCCAGAUCUCUCGCUGCUGCGCGCAGGGUGGCGCCGACGACGGAGAAGGAGGCGGCGGAGGCGACGGUGGUCGAGAAGGCGCUGCCCAACGGGGAUCUGUACCUGGGGAGCUUCUCCGGCAACGUGCCGCACGGCGUGGGGAAGUACCUCUGGUCCGAUGGCUGCAUGUACGAGGGGGAGUGGCGGCGGGGCAAGGCAGCCGGCGCCGGCAAGUUCUCAUGGCCAUCAGGCGCCACCUACGAGGGGCAGUUCAAGUCCGGUCGGAUGGAGGGCUUCGGCACCUUCACCGGCGCCGACGGGGACACCUACCAUGGAUACUGGAGCUCCGACCGGAAGCACGGAUUCGGGAAGAAGUGCUACGCCAAUGGCGACUACUACGAGGGCAACUGGCGGCGCAACCUCCAGGAAGGGCAUGGAAGAUACGUCUGGAGGAACGGGAGCCAGUACGCCGGCGAGUGGCGCGGUGGCGUGAUCUCCGGCAGGGGAGUUCUGAUGUGGGCGAACGGCAAUCGGUACGAAGGCCAAUGGGAGAACGGGGUCCCCAAGGGCGGCGGCGUCUUCACCUGGCCCGACGGCAGCUGCUACGUCGGGAGCUGGACGAAGGACCCCAAGAACCAGAGCCAGCUUCGCGGUCAUUUCUACCCCGGCGACACCCCUGCCCACCAAAGCUGCUCGCCUCAUCCGCCAUGGAAGAGCAUUCCCAACCCUAAUUCUAGCUCGCUCUUCUUCUCUUCUCCCUCUUCCUCCGGGGAUGAGGGCCACCGCCGUCUUCUCUGUUCCGGGAAGCGGUUCUCAGUGGACGGCUCUCUGGGAAGGUCUAGCCUCGCGGAGAAAAGCCUUCCCCGGAUCUGCAUUUGGGAAUCUGACGACGAAGCUGGGGAAAUCACCUGCGACAUCGUUGACGCGCUCGAGGCUUCCAUACUGUACCGUGAUGGGAGCUCCGUUGAGAAGAAGAUUAGCGCAGAAGCGGAAGCAAGAGCAGAAAGGAACCCACAGUCGCAGCGCAGUCCCCGCUGUGGCACUGUGUCUGAGGCGAAGAAGCCGGGGCAGACCAUCUCCAAGGGCCACAAGAAUUAUGACCUGAUGCUGAACCUGCAAGUGGGUAUCAGGUGACUGACCUCCUCGGCCUUCUGAGAUCUCCAUCUUGCAUAUUGCUUGCUGCUAGAGGUUAUCCUUCGCUCAACAGUCGGUCGAUUCUCCUUCUUCUAAACCUUCUCAGGUAUUCGGUUGGCAAGCUUGCUUCAUCGACCCAGAUGAGGGAACUCAGACAUGGGGACUUCGAUCCAAGGGAGAAGUUCUGGACCAGGUUCCCUCCGGAAGGAUCGAAGAUUACCCCACCGCACCAGUCUGUUGAGUUCAGGUGGAAGGACUACUGCCCCAUGGUCUUCAGGUACGUGCUCUCCUCCCACUGCCGAUAACUCACCCGCAGUCUUGCCUGCGUCUCCCAUGCUGAGAUCCUUCCCCGCCGUCAUGGCAGACAUCUCCGGAAACUAUUCGCUGUGGAUCCCGCUGAUUACAUGCUGGCCAUUUGCGGGAACGACGCUUUGAGGGAGCUGUCCUCCCCUGGGAAGAGCGGGAGUUUCUUCUAUCUGACUCAAGAUGAUCGCUUCAUGAUAAAAACCGUCAGAAAAUCAGAAGUCAAGGUCAGUCUCCACACCCCUGUUCAUUCAUCUCUGCUCAUACUCCCUCUCCUCUGUUGCAUCGUCUUCUACCCUGCUGACUUCUCUGGAAUCUGGUUCUCGCAGGUGCUGGUCAGGAUGCUUCCCAGCUACUUUCAUCAUGUUAAUACGUACAAGAACUCGCUUGUCACAAGAUUCUAUGGCGUCCACUGUGUUAAACCCAUUGGGGGGCAGAAGGUAUGCAUACAUCUCGAUUGCUUGGUGCUCUCGAUUGCGCCCAGAUUUUGAUAGAUUUGCACUCUCCUUUUCUCCAUUGGAACCAGGUCCGUUUCAUAGUAAUGGGCAACUUGUUCUGCUCAGAGCACCGCAUCCACAGGAGAUUCGACCUGAAAGGUUCUUCCCAUGGUCGAACGACAGACAAGGCGGAAGGGGAGAUCGACGAGACGACCACUCUCAAGGAUCUUGAUCUCAAUUUCGUGUUCCGCCUACAGCGGUCCUGGUUUCUGGAGCUUCUGGAGUAAGUCUCCUCUCCCCAGGACCCCAAUCGACGCUGCUAUGGCGUUGUUCUUUCCGUUCUGAUGACAGCUUUGUGCAUGACCAGGCAAAUCGACAGAGACUGUGAGUUCUUGGAGGCUGAAGGCAUCAUGGACUACAGCCUCUUAGUGGGUGUUCAUUUCCGAGACGACGCAUUGGGCUCCUUGCAGCAUGCUCCAUCGCCGGGUAUGACUACUGAUUAGUCUUUCUUUCUUUCCUUUCUGGGCCAUGAUUAUAGAUUAGGUUUGAGAAAUUAUUCUUAACUGAAAGUAAUCAUAAUGUCAUGCUUCAGGUGGCAUGAAUCCAUCUCGAGUUGGACGGCCGGCCGAAGAUGGAGACUUGAAGCCGCCUCAUGGGCUGUAAGUGCUUCCACAUUACUCCACGUCUUCGUGUUCUUCGUGCUCUUCCUUUCAUUGAUUCUGCUUCUCUGACGUCAAUUCAGACGGCCGGUGACCCGUCUGGGUUCGAACAUGCCGGCGAGGGCGAUCCAAAUAUCCCGGAGCGCUUCCUACAGCGAGUACCUGCUGUCCCAGCAGGGGAAGGCCCGUGACGCCGUCCUCUACUUCGGGAUCAUCGACAUUCUCCAGGGCUACGACAUCAGCAAGAGGCUGGAGCACGCCUACAAGUCUCUGCAAGUCGAUCCCGCCUCCAUCUCCGCCGUUGACCCGAAGCUCUACUCGAAGAGAUUCCGUGACUUCGUCAGAAGAACCUUCGUGGAAGAUGGAUAA